This is a messenger RNA of Diachasma alloeum, 876 nucleotides long. RefSeq lists its product as uncharacterized. The record is from RefSeq and is a predicted model, not a curated record. NCBI's taxonomy places the organism in Eukaryota, Metazoa, Arthropoda, Insecta, Hymenoptera, Braconidae. The transcript is spliced from 4 exons. Bases 588 to 854 code for a protein of 88 amino acids.
UUACACAAUGAAUUCUAAAGGAAGAAGAGGAUAAAACUGGAAUGGAACAUGGACAAUUGAACAAUGAGUUGACAAUGAUGGAGAGUAACGAUUUUAUGGUGAACUUUGGAUUUAUUGUGAAUAAUUACGAGUGCUAUAGGACAAAAAAGUCAUUUCUAUGUGAUCGACAUAUUUGUGACAUCGCAAGAUGACGCCUGCUGUGUAAUUCUGGACAAAGUGACAAUGUUUGGUGUUUUAAUGAGUCUAUUGACUUCCUAAAUAAUUAAAAAUUCAAUUCAAAACUGAAAUGAUUGUGGAAUGGAGGACUUAGUGGAUUUUAUGAGUGCAUUUGUGGUUAUGAAAAGUGAAAAGUGCUUUCGGGAGUUCCGUUAUUGCCGAUGUAUUGAUAAAAUACGCGAGAUGGGGGCGGUGUGUUGUUAAAUCGGUGGCGAGUGUUUUUUUGCUCGGGUAAAUAUUUGGAGUAUUUUAUUCAAAUUUGAAAAAUCGCCAGUGAAGAGUGGAAAAGUGAUUGAGAAGAAAGUGAAAACUGGAAUUGUGGGAGUUGGAGUGGAGUAUAUGCCAAGCUGCCGGGUGUUUCAACGACCGAUAUGAAAACUCUUCGCAGUGAAGACAUUGGAGAGUUGCCUCGCGAUGAGCUUGUGGAAAUUCUGCAUAAAGGACAGUUUUUCCAGGACAUAAUAUCGCAGCACGUUGCACCCCUAGAAUUCCAUUUCGGUCAUGUUUUUGAGAAUCCGAACGAGUGGGAGCAACGGUUCGAGAAGAAAGAUAUCGAGAAUAAUCAGUUUCAAGGGAAAGUUCGAUGGGGCACGAAAAACGGAGAUUAUGGAGAACAUUAUUGGGACCUCAAUCACUAGAAAUAUAUCUAAUCCGCUCUUG